Molecule: messenger RNA, 1436 nt
Organism: Esox lucius (northern pike)
Lineage: Eukaryota; Metazoa; Chordata; Actinopteri; Esociformes; Esocidae
Gene: xaf1
Product: XIAP associated factor 1
Exons: 7
Coding region: 298-1014 (238 amino acids)
Molecular function (GO): zinc ion binding
Source: RefSeq, a predicted model, not a curated record
CGGAAAGAAAAAGGGACAGUGGUCUCUUAAUUUUUUUCGGAGCUGAAUAGCUUAUUAGUUUGUGUUUUAUGUUGUCAACACUGUUAACUGUUGUAAAAUUUAAUUUGCUAACAUUGCCUUUGCCUAGCUACAUUCCUGUAGAUUUGUUUUGUGUUUCCUUUUCUUGGAAACGCUGGAGGGUUAGUCGAACCGCAGUUGCUUCCCAGCUGGCAUACGGACCUGAGUUAUGGAUGCUUUCGCUUUCUAUUCCGUUUUGUAAAAGUGAAGUUUCGAAAUUCUUAAAUACAUUAUUCCGCGAUGGCUGACAUGGAAGACAACAAAAUGCUUGUCUGUGACCAGUGUCAGAAGAAGGUGGCUGCGUCCAACUUCGCCUUGCACGAGUCCCACUGCCAGCGGUUUCUGUGUCUUUGUCCAGACUGUCAGGAACCAGUUCCCAGAGAGCUCCUGGAGCUGCACCGUCAGGAAGAGCACAGCCAGGUGAAAUGCACCAAUUGCAAUAAGAAGAUGGAGCGCUGUCAACUGCUGGAGCAUGAGUUGGUCGAGUGCGAAGCUAGGCUGCAGCCCUGCGAGUUCUGCCAAUUGGAGCUGCCGCUGUCAGCCAUGGCGGAGCACAGCAAGAUGUGUGGCAGUCGCACCGAAUGCUGCUUGGACUGCGGACGCUACAUCACUCUGAGGGACCAGCGGGGCCACGCCCAGGUCUGCCCUGACCUUUACAGUCCAGGAGAUGUGUCCCCGCCUUCCACCAACACGGUCCGCAUAAAGGACGACAUGUCUUUCCCGUUGGAGAAGAUGAAAAUACAUCAGCUGGAUCCCAAAUCGGAAAAGGCGGAGCAGCCGAGUCCUAGUCUUACCAGUUCACUGAAUUCUGGAUCGAGUUCAACCAAAGGCUGGAGGCAGGAGAGAGACGGGAACCUGGACCAGAUCAACACCUGUCCUUAUUGUCACCUGGCUCUUCCUCUAUUCACAUUACAGUGGCAUGAGGCCAAAUGUCAGAUCCAUGUCGGUUUGAAAUGAAGAAUUAUUUUCAUCGUGGAUUGGCUACUUUGGUUGGCAAGUUACUAGGAACACAAUUGUUAGCUAAUCCCAAGAUUUACUUGCUGAAAUUUAGUUUCAGAGAUGUUGAGUAACCUUGUUGAAGUAAUCUAAUUUCUGUUGUUUAAAAGUGUUUGGUUAUAUAGUAGAUUAUUCUCUAUUUCAAGUCAUAGCAUUCUAUACAAGAUGACAGUCCCUUUCUCUCAUUGUAUGUACAGUAUAUUGCAUAAUACAGUAUUAAAAAUAGAAAUUAGCCCUUUAUAUUUACUUGGAUCAGUUUACAGAUUUUCACAAAAUGUUUCAGUUUAUGAAUAAAUGAACCCAUUGUUUGUUUUCUUGUGUAGCUUAAUGAUUCCUCAUUCCCAUUGUGAUGUCAUGACAAUAAAAGUUGCUAUGGUUCCAGA